Messenger RNA from Arvicanthis niloticus (Nile rat), 4433 nucleotides. It is a transcript of the gene Slc38a12, whose product is annotated as solute carrier family 38 member 12. The record is from RefSeq and is a predicted model, not a curated record. NCBI's taxonomy places the organism in Eukaryota, Metazoa, Chordata, Mammalia, Rodentia, Muridae.
UGGGGGGCCACUGGUGCCGGGUGGCAGCUGCGGAGCUGGAGGCGGUGGCCGCUGUGCCCGGGAGCUAGCUGUGCUGCAGGAGCUGCAGCAGCUGCUGUCACUGCACAGAAGUAACCACUUGGGCCAGCCCUUCCUCACUCUCUGGAGAUGGCAGGCGAAAUCACAGAGACCGGGGAGCUCUAUUCUCCUUAUGUCGGGCUGGUGUACAUGUUUAACCUCAUCGUGGGCACAGGCGCGCUCACCAUGCCCAAGGCCUUUGCCACGGCUGGGUGGCUCGUCAGCCUCGUCCUGCUGGUAUUCGUAGGCUUCAUGAGCUUUGUGACAACCACCUUUGCGAUGGAGGCCAUGGCUGCAGCCAACGCCCAGCUGCGCUGGAAGAGGAUGGAGACCCACAAGGAAGAGGAUGACGAAGACUCGUCCACAGCCUCAGACAGUGACCUCCUUAGCCAAGACAACUACGAGAGGGCAGAGAAGCGCCCCAUCCUGUCUGUGCAGAGACGCUCGUCAGCCAACCUUUUUGACAUCACAGACCGGGUGGAAAUGGGACAGAUGGCUUCCAUGUUCUUCAAUAAAGUGGGGGUCAACUUGUUCUAUUUCUGCAUCAUUACUUACCUGUACGGAGACCUCGCCAUCUACGCAGCCGCCGUGCCUGUGUCCCUCAUGCAAGUGACCUGCAGUGUCUCAGGAAAUGACUCUUGCGGCGUGGACACAGACGCCAAAUACAACGACACUGAUCUGUGCUGGGGGCCCCUGCGCCGGGUGGAUGUCUACCGGAUCUAUCUGGCUAUCUUCACUGUCCUCCUUGGUCCGUUCACCUUCUUUGAUGUCCAGAAGACUAAGUACCUGCAGAUCUUGACCUCUCUGAUGAGAUGGAUCGCCUUUGCCAUCAUGAUUGUGCUGGCCCUGGUGCGCAUCGGGAGAGGACAGGGAGAGGGGCACCCGCCCCUAGCCAACUUCUUGGGGGUCCAGAACCUGUUUGGGGUGUGCGUCUACUCGUUCAUGUGCCAGCACUCCCUGCCGUCCCUCAUCACCCCCAUCUCCUCCAAGCGCCACAUCACUCGGCUGCUGUUCCUGGACUACGCGUUGAUCCUGGCCUUCUAUGGGCUCCUGUCCUUCACGGCCAUCUUCUGCUUCCGUGGCGACAGCCUCAUGGACAUGUACACCCUCAACUUCGCACGGUGUGAGGUCGUGGGCCUUGCAGCAGUCCGGUUCUUUCUGGGUCUCUUCCCCGUGUUCACCAUCAGCACCAACUUCCCCAUCAUCGCGGUGACCCUGCGCAACAACUGGAAGACGCUCUUCCACCGUGAAGGUGGCACCUACCCGUGGGUGGUGGACCGUGUGGUGUUCCCCACGAUCACCCUGGUACCUCCCAUUCUGGUGGCCUUCUGCACCCACGACCUGGAGUCCCUGGUGGCCAUCACAGGAGCCUACGCGGGCACCGGCAUCCAGUAUGUCAUCCCUGCCUUCCUGGUGUACCUCUGCCGCAAGGACACCCAGCUGACCUUUGGCUAUGGAACCGUCAACAAGCAUAGGUCCCCGUUCCGCCACACCUUCUGGGUGGCCUUCGUGCUGCUGUGGGCUUUCUCCUGCUUCUUCUUUGUCACAGCCUACAUUGUCCUCAAGGAGACCCAGCUCUGAUGGCAAAUGCAUCUGACAACAGGAGGCAGAGACAGCCCAGCCUCCCUGCGUCAAGGCAGGACUUAGCUGCCACCCAGGUCGAUGUGACGUGAGCGUGCUAGGCUGGGGCUGCUGGAGAAGGCCUUCUACGUCUCUAGCUGCUGUCCUCUCCCCACCAAGGACAUCACCCUGCAGGACAGCCCUCCUGCGUGGGAACAUGGUUGUCACACACAUUCCUGCCACUGGAGGCUGGCUGCCUCCUCUGCAGUGGAGGAGACAGUGCUGACCCUGCUGCUAUUUAUACUAGACCCCACGCCCCUCCUGCAUCCUUGACUGUCCACUAGCAGCUGCUGCCUCUUCAAAGGCGAAGCGCAGGCCCUGGCUCUCCUAACCUGGCCUGCUUGGGAAGGGUGGGGCCCUCCUGCCAAUCCUGAAAGUUGCUAAGUUGUUUUUCCCCCUAUGGGAGGCCUGGCCAGCUCUAGUGACAAGGACAGGAAGUGCUAAUUGGCACCAGGGUCGCUAGGCAAGAGCCGUGAGAACUUCUGCUGUGGGUGCCAGCCCUGGCACAGCAGACGGAUGAAGCAUCCUUCCACAGGGUGUAAAGCCCUUUGCUUGGGCCUCUGAGAGGGGCCCUCUGUCCCCUGGCUUCUCCUUUGGAGGCCAGGGGCCCUCUGAAGUUUGGGGUACCACUUGAGAAGCUGUCCUCAUUACCCACCACACACACACACACAACCACAGUGGCUGACCGCCCUGCACUUAGAACAGGGAGAGCACAGAGUGACCCUCUGCAAAAGGUCAGGCUGGUGUUAGGCAGCCCAGCUUGUUGCCUAAUUACACUGCAACACUAAGGUGGUGCCCUUAGGAGCCUGGUCACAGAUGCUCAGUGGCCAGCCUCUCCAAGGGGAUGUGUACCACCAUUCCUAUGGAAGGAGGCCAGUCUUCCAGCUGCCUCCUGUUGAUCAUGCUCGCACCCGCUGGGCCCAGUGCCUUGGAAUGAUGAGUGAGUGAUUGAUGAUCUGCAUUUUCGCUGUGCCUUCUGCUUUGGGCACCAGGGACCCUCCUGACCCUGACUUGCCCCAACCCUGGGCCUCGUCCCACCUGUCCUGGACAGAACUGCCUCUGGGGCGGAGGGUCUCAGACCCUGCCCCUCCCUCUUGAUUUCAGUGCCUUGCUCCACCCUAUUGAGGGAACUUGUGCAGCCCCCCUUCCCUUCUACGUCUUGCCAUAUUUAAAACUUAAACUCUGCUGUGUUGUUGGAUGUCCCAGAACCCAGGGGGUUGUGCAGAACCUGCCAAGAAUGUGGGACCCACUGGCAGCACCUGCCACCUCUGGCCCCAGCAUCCCUGCACCUAAGCAUCUCCAGAUCAAUGUGGGCCAGGCUGCACCUUCUCACCGAUGUCCCACAUCCAUAGUUCCAGCCACAUGGAAGACAGAUGUCCCUACGACAGUCUGCCAGUGCAGCAUCUUCCCAGGAGACCCUGCCCCACAUGUGUCAAGUAAGGAAAGUGAUACAGUAGCAAGCCCAGGAGUAAGGAACAACUGCCCAUCAACAUCCAUGCCUCAUCCCGCCCCCAACUUAGGCUGUGUGCUGAGAACUCAACUAAAACAUCUGUAUUUACCCUUCUCCCUCUUGCUUAAGGGCAAAGCAAAUUAAAUCUUCCUACUGCAACACACACACCUCACCCCACCCCCAGGCUCCAAACUGAAUUUUGGUGGAAAAUUCAUUAGCAUCAUAAAGCCGGAGUUGAUUUAUGUGGCAAUCUGGAGCCAUACACAGUGGCUGCCACAUUUCCCACCCCCAAGUUAAGUUAGGGAAAUCCCAGCCUAGGCAGGAGGAGGGAUGAUGCCAAGCCAACCCUUCCCGUUGUCUGGUUUCUUUGUUCCUUCAUCUCCACCUAUUGUCUGACCUGCCAGAAGUCAUGUAAGGUCACCUUCCUCACCACACCAGGCCUCUGUCACUGUCUCCUGUCUCCUGUCACUACCAGGAGAGUUGGGCACAAAGAGGAGAGGACUUAGCAUUUGUGGGUGUCAUUUGUCCCCUCCCCCCCCCCCCAGUCAUCAAGCACACUAAAUAUCUGUAUAUCACCAGGGUAAAGUGAUAUGCCAGGUCAUGGUAUCUGUUUGCAAAGAGGCCCUGGGGUUAGUGGUCCGGAGGACAGCAACAAGCCCACCCAGCCUGGCCCCAGAUCUGAGUCUCUGAGACUCAGCAGUUGUCACUGCCAUCUCUCUGCAUUGCUGCGGACCCGUCCUGAGGGCAGGGCAGGUCAAGGUGGGAAGGAUCUUUCUCCACAGAGCACCAGGCCCAGCUGGGCAUCAGCACAGCGCCAGGAGCUCUGGCUGUGCCUCACCUGAGGCCGGUAGAUGGGGCAGAUGGCAGGUGACAGGCAGUGAGGUACUGCAGAGCUGUAAACAGUGGCAGUGGGCACCAGGCCAGGCCCAAAGCCACACAGCUGUCCUCACCACAUGGGGCCAAGAGCAACCUCGGCAACAGGCAGUGGCUGUCUCUCGGGGCUCCAGACCCAGGGCCAGAGGAAGGCGGACGUCUAUCGAAGGAAUAAAGUCCCAAGCAAGUAAAGUGCAGGGGCUGCCAAGAAGCUGCCUGUCGACCUUCCUCCCAGGGGCACGCUGCUUGCCUGGCACAGUGCUGGAUACAUUGUGAGGACCAAACACUCAUAACCCCCAUACCCUGUGGCCUCUAAGCAGCAAGCAUCUGUAACCCUCCCUCUUGUAGGGACCUCCAGAUCAUAGGUCAUGGAAACGAAAGGACUGAGCUUAUCCCAGCACCGAAGUCCUUAAUAAAGCUGCUAUGACCCACA